Messenger RNA from Equus quagga, 3198 nucleotides. It is a transcript of the gene CENPI, whose product is annotated as centromere protein I. The transcript has 21 exons. Gene Ontology annotation, cellular component: kinetochore. Lineage: Eukaryota; Metazoa; Chordata; Mammalia; Perissodactyla; Equidae. The record is from RefSeq and is a predicted model, not a curated record. Bases 168 to 2402 code for a protein of 744 amino acids.
UGGACGGUUCAACCGGGUGAGGUCAGAAGCUGCUCUCUCGCCCUUCUUUCGUAGGACCCUAGGAAACACCUCGGAACCUGGAACCUCCCCCUGGGUUAGGCAUACAUAUUGCUCUCCAGCUCUGGCCUCAUCUGUUCUGGGGAGGUGGGAUCGAAACAUGUGCAGUAAUGUCAUCCCAAAAGAGAGUUAAGAACUCUCAGUCACAAGGCAAGCCUUCACAAAGUAGUAAUAGUUAUCAGACUAAUCUCUCGGCCUGGAAAGUAAAAGAGGACCUAAGCGACUCAAAGAGCAUCUCGAAACAUGGACAAAACAAUCCAGUGGAAGAUUAUGAACAUGCUGAUGAUAAAGCAGAAGAUGCUCUGCAAAUAGCAGUAAGAUAUUUCGAGAAAGGUCCCACUAAAACUUCACGGAGUAAAGAUAAAACCCUGGAAAAACACUUGAAAACUGUGGAAAAUGUGGCUUGGAAGAAUGGGUUAGCUCCAGAAGGAAUUGACGUUCUAUUAAAUGUGGCACUCAGUGGCAAAUUUGGGAGUGCUGUAAGCACUCAGAUAUUGAAGUGCAUGAUUCCAGCAACUCUAAUAUCAGAAGAUUCUGUGGUUAAGGCGGUCUCCUGGCUUUGUGUUGGCAGAUGUUCUGGUAACACCAAGGUACUUUUUUAUCGUUGGCUGGUUGCAAUGUUUGACUUCAUCGAUCACAAGGAGCAAAUUAACUUGCUGUAUGGCUUCUUUUUUGCUUCAUUGCAGGAUGAUGCACUGUGCCCUUAUGUCUGCCAUUUGUUAUAUUUACUUACCAAAAAAGAGAAUGUCAAACCAUUUCGUGUGAGAAAACUGCUUGAUCUUCAGGCCAAAAUGGGAAUGCAGCCUCAUCUCCAGGCUUUGUUGUCACUAUAUAAGUUCUUUGCUCCUGCUUUGAUUUCUGUGUCUUUGCCUGUAAGGAGGAAGAUCUAUUUCAAAAAUUCAGAGAAUCUGUGGAAGACAGCUCUACUUGCUGUGAGGCAAAGGAAUCAGAGACCGUCUCCAGAACCUUUAAAGCUGAUGUUAGGUCCAGCUAAUGCCCGUCCUGUAAAAAGAAAAUGGAAUUCUCACUCAGUUAUACCAGUGCUAAAUUCUAGUAGCUGCAGUAAAGAAUGUGGAAAAAAAGGGAUGAGUCUCUCUGAUUAUCUCAGUAGCAAUGGAUCAUUUCCACUAGAACAGCUUAAAAGCUUCCCUCAACUGUUACAGAACAUCCAUUGCUUAGAGCUGCCUUCUCAGAUGGGUGCCGUGCUGAACAACUCUCUGCUACUUCACUAUAUUAACUGUGUCAAAGAUGAGUCCGUCUUACUGAGGCUCUAUCACUGGUUGAGUCAAACACUACAAGAAGAAUGUAUUUGGUACAAGGUGGAUAAUUAUGAACAUGGAAAAGAAUUUACCAACUUCCUGGACACUAUCAUCAGAGCAGAAUGCUUCUUACAAGAGGGGUUUUAUUCCUGUGAAGCAUUCAUGUAUAAGAGUCUUCCUCUCUGGGAUGGCCUCUGUUGUCGGUCACAGUUCCUUCAACUUGUGAGCUGGAUUCCUUUUAGUAGCUUCUCUGAGGUGAAACCACUUCUUUUUGACCAUCUAGCACAGCUCUUCUUUACAUCAACCAUUUAUUUCAAGUGUAGUGUUCUUCAGAGUCUGAAAGAGCUACUGCAGAACUGGCUGUUGUGUCUUUCUGUGGACAUCCACGUGAAACCUGUGAUGAACAGUCCUCUAGAGACAACUUUAGGUGGCUCCAUGAACUCCGUGUCUGAACUGAUCCGCUAUGUAGGGUGGCUGUCCACUACUGCAAUGCGCUUAGAAAGCAACAGCACUUUCUUGCUGCACUUCAUUUUGGAUUUCUAUGAGAAGGUGUGUGACGUAUAUAUAAGUUAUAACCUUCCAUUAGUGGUGUUGUUUCCUCCUGGGAUCUUCUAUUCUGCACUCCUCAGCCUGGAUUCCAGUAUCCUGAACCAGCUCUGUUACAUUAUGCACAGGUAUCGUACAAAUUUGACUGCUGCAAAGAAAAAUGAGUUGGUACAAAAGACAAAGUCAGAGUUCAAUUUCAGCAACAAGACCUAUCAAGAAUUUAAUCACUAUUUGACAGCCAUGGUUGGUUGUCUGUGGACAUCCAAACCCUUCCAGAAAGGAUUAUAUAUUGACCCCGAAGUCUUAGAAAAAGCUGGAGUAGCACAAUACAAAAGCAGUUUAAAUUUAGUCUAUCACCCUGCUCUAUUGAGUUAUGCUGCUUCCUUUCUGCUGCAGGAAUGGCCAGAAGAAAGGACAGUAAACCUGAGCUCUAUUCGGGGAAAGAAAUGGAACUGGUAUUUGGACUAUUUAUUUUCAGAGGGGUUGCAAGGCCUGAAGCUUUUCAUAAGAAGUAGUAUUCAUCGUUCUUCUGUCCCCUGAUCAGAGAGCAUAAACCACAUGAUCAACAUUUCAUGAAGCAUCCGGGACUAAAUUCCUUCCUUGUUGCUAGAAAGGCCAACUUGAGUUUCCAUAUUCUUUUCACCAGCAGACUGGCAUCUUCAGAGAGUGCUUGGACUGACCUUAUGUCCGUGGCUCAGGAGAGCCUUGGUGUGGCUAACUGUUUUUCAGGAUCUAGAUUCUUUAACCCAUUAGUAACUUUAUCAUCAGGCUCUGCCUUCCACCAAAUUACAUGUAAAGAGAAACAUCCGUGGGAUUUUUCAUGGUCUUGUGAACUGUGAGCUGCAUUGUUGGAAGAGAGCAGGUAAUAUACAGUGGUAGUUAAGCCAUAGACAUGCUUGUGCAAAAUGCCCUGUUGCCUCUACGAAACCUCCAUGGAUAUUGCCAUUUUUCUUAUUGUGAACAACAGCACCUGCACCAAGUUAACAUGAGGCAACAUUGCUAACUCUAAAAGCUGGCUCUAAGUAGUUGAUAGCUUCUUGGGCCUUCAUUGGUAGCAAUUUGAUGAGAAAAGGAAGGGGAGAGGAUUGUGGGAUAAUCAAGACGUUCUUGUUUAUAUCAGUUUGAUUUCAUGAAACUGCUCUAUUUGGUGUGUGUGUGUGUGUUUAUGUGUAUAUAUCCAUUUUCAAGCGUUCAGGCCUAAGUAAACUAACUGCAACUUUAUUUUCAGGGAUAAUUCUGAAGCUUUUUAAAGUUUUAAUAAUAGCUAGAAUGUCUUGCUGAAAAUUUACUAUAAAAUUUUGCUUCAGUGCUACUGAAUAACUCUCCCUCCCUUUUA